Molecule: messenger RNA, 3279 nt
Organism: Vitis riparia (riverbank grape)
Lineage: Eukaryota; Viridiplantae; Streptophyta; Magnoliopsida; Vitales; Vitaceae
Product: putative pentatricopeptide repeat-containing protein At5g59900
Exons: 1
Coding region: 131-2833 (900 amino acids)
Molecular function (GO): protein binding
Source: RefSeq, a predicted model, not a curated record
CCGUUUCGGCUUCAGAGGCGCACCCCAAAACGCACAUUGCCAGACAUCGAAUCGCAGUGUCGUUCGGGCUUCGGAGCUCCCAUGUCUGCUAUUUCCAUGGCCUAAACCCUACUUCAGAUUGGGGCACCUGAUGAAGUUCGCACGUCACCGUCCCCACCUCACAAACCCUAAUUUCCUCAGAAAACAAAGAACCUUUUGUGCCUCCCCAGACUCACAAUUCGUGGCAUGUCUAACAGACAUUGUGCGUGGAAACCAGAGCUGGCGAGUGGCAUUAAACAACAGCUUCAUAUCCCAGACGCUCAAGCCUCACCAUGUUGAAAAGGUACUUAUCCAAACCCUUGACGAUUCAAGAUUAGCCCUAAGAUUCUUCAAUUUCUUAGGAUUGCAUAAGAAUUUCGACCACUCAACGACGUCGUUUUGCAUCCUCAUCCACGCCUUGGUUCAGUCCAAUCUCUACUGGCCUGCGUCUUCGCUCUUGCAAACCCUCCUCGUUCGCGGACUGAAUCCCGAGGGACUUUUUGAGUCUUUUCUGGAUUCGUAUAGAAAAUGCAAUUUUUCAACAACCCUAGGAUUUGAUUUGUUGAUACAAACGUACGUGCAGAACAGAAGGGAAUUAGACGGUCUUGUGGUCGUCAGGCUCAUGAUGGAUUGUGGAAUUUUGCCCCAAAUUAGGACCUUGAGUGGAGUUUUGAAUGGGUUGAUUAGGAUUAGGCAGUUUCGUAUGGCUUUGCAUUUGUUUGAUGAGAUUGUGAGCUCCGGUCUUCGGCCUGAUGUUUAUGUUUAUACUGCGGUGGUGCGAAGUUUGUGUGAAUUGAAGGAUUUUAUUAGGGCUAGGGAAGUGAUUGGACGGAUGGAGUCAAGUGGGUGUGAGUUGAGUGUUGCAACGUAUAAUGUAUUCAUCCGAGGCCUAUGCAAGAACCAAAGAGUUUGGGAGGCCGUUGAGAUUAAGAAUUUGUUGAGUUACAAGGGAUUGAGGGCUGACGUGGGUACAUAUUGCACAUUGGUUCUCGGGUUAUGCAAAGUGGAAGAAUUUGAGGCUGGUGAAGAAAUGAUGAAUGAAAUGAUUGAGUUUGGAUUUGUUCCAAGUGAGGCUGCUGUGUCCAACCUUGUUGACGGAUUGAGGAAGAAAGGAAAUAUUGGAAGUGCUUUUGAUUUAGUUAACAAGGUCAAGAAAUUUGGGGUUGCUCCUAGUUUGUUUGUUUACAAUGCAUUGAUUAAUUCUAUGUGUAAAGAUGGGAAAUUGGAUGAAGCAGAGUCACUUUUUAAUAAUAUGGGUCAUAAAGGUUUGUUUCCCAAUGAUGUUACCUAUUCUAUUUUAAUUGAUUCAUUUUGCAAAAGGGGAAAUUUAGAUGUAGCACUCCAUUUCCUUGGUAAAAUGACUGAGGUUGGGAUAAAAGCAACCGUUUAUCCCUACAGUUCUUUGAUAAGUGGGCAUUGCAAGUUGGGGAAGUUGCGUGCAGCAAAGUCUCUUUUUGAUGAGAUGAUUGCUAAUGGAUUGAAGCCAAAUGUGGUAAUCUAUACAUCAUUGAUAAGUGGGUAUUGCAAGGAAGGAGAAUUGCAUAAUGCAUUCCGGCUUUACCAUGAGAUGACUGGAAAGGGCAUCUCACCCAACACUUACACCUUUACUGCACUUAUUUCAGGUCUUUGCCGUGCAAAUAGAAUGGCCGAAGCAAAUAAGUUAUUUGGUGAAAUGGUGGAAUGGAAUGUCAUUCCAAAUGAAGUAACAUAUAAUGUUUUGAUUGAAGGGCACUGUAAGGAAGGUAACACUGUGAGAGCUUUUGAACUACUUGAUGAAAUGGUGGAGAAGGGUCUUGUACCAGAUACAUAUACCUAUCGGCCUCUGAUUAGUGGACUUUGUUCUACGGGUAGAGUGUCUGAAGCCAGAGAAUUCAUGAAUGAUCUUCAAGGAGAACAGCAGAAGUUAAACGAGAUGUGUUUUAGUGCACUUCUUCAUGGUUAUUGCAAAGAAGGAAGAUUGGAUGAUGCAUUGGAUGCUUGCAGAGAGAUGUUGGGAAGAGGUGUGGCCAUGGAUCUUGUUUGUUAUUCUGUACUUAUUUAUGGAAUUUUGAGACAACAGGACAGAAGAAGCAUAAUUGAUCUUUUGAAGCAGAUGCACGAUCAAGGAUUGAGGCCUGAUAAUGUAUUAUACACAACUAUGAUCGAUGCCAAUGCUAAAGCAGGAAAUCUUAAGAUGGCAUUUGGGCUCUGGGAUAUAAUGGUCAGUGAAGGAUGCCUUCCAAAUGUUGUGACAUACACUGCCUUGAUAAAUGGCUUGUGUAAGAUAGGACUUAUGGAUAAAGCUGAGCUUCUUUGUAGGGAAAUGCUGGCUAGUAACUCACUCCCAAAUCAGAAUACGUAUGCUUGUUUCCUUGAUUACCUCACCAGUGAAGGAAAUAUAGAGAAAGCUAUACAGCUGCAUGAUGUUUUGCUUGAAGGGUUUUUAGCCAACACUGUCACAUAUAAUAUACUUAUUCGGGGUUUCUGCAAGUUGGGUAGGAUUCAGGAGGCUGCAGAAGUUCUUGUUAAUAUGAUAGAUAGUGGCAUUUCCCCUGAUUGUAUAAGUUAUUCUACAAUUAUAUUUGAGUACUGUAGAAGGGGUGAUUUAAAGGAAGCUAUUAAGCUUUGGGAGUCCAUGUUGAACAGGGGUGUGAAUCCGGAUACAGUAGCAUAUAAUUUUUUGAUAUAUGGCUGCUGUGUUACUGGAGAACUCACCAAGGCUUUUGAAUUGCGUGAUGACAUGAUGCGAAGGGGUGUAAAGCCAAAUCGGGCUACAUACAAUUCCCUCAUUCAUGGAACUUGUUUGAUGAGUUCGGUCUCAUCCACUGCUGAUUAGUUAUGCUCAAAAGAUGACUGCAUCCUAUGUGGUGAAUAGGCACUGAAACAAUGUUUCCAUAUGCUUCAGGUUGUGGUUAAUCUCAGUGAGGACUCUGUCUGACUCUGGGCAAGAACCAGGAUGUUUCCAAGUUGUAAUUUUUAUCAUGGGCUUGGCCACUAGGUCUAACCAUCUCUAUUGCUAGUUGAGGGGUAACUGGACAUUUUGUUCUGUACUCUAAUUCAACCUUGUAAAGUAGGAUGGGAAGGAGGAAUGUAAUGUGUUGGUUCUGAAAAAUGACCAACCCUCAAGCUGAGAAGAAACUCGUGGUUGAUUAGCAAUUGACAGUUGACAUUUAAAUCUCCCAAUUGGAGCUGUAAAUUGGUUGUACAUAGAUCUUUUAUUUUGAUAGUGUUGUAAUGAUAGUUUUUCUUGCAAAUUAAACUGGUGCUUUUUGUUGAGUUGUU